CUACAAGCAAAGCAAAAAUCCUCAAGAGCAAAACUACAAUGAAGACGGUUGCAGCUAUUGUUAUUCUUGCCUGUUUGCUUUUUAUUGAUGUGAAAGGGCAGGACAGGGUUUCCAAGGGCAGGUGUUUCUGUGCUGACAAAGGGGUGAACAUGGUUUUAGUGAAGAACAUUGAGAAGGUUGAAAUCAUCCCUCCAAGUCCCUCUUGUGGAAAGCAGGAGAUAAUUGUCACUCUGAAGAAAGGUGCAGGUCGGAAAUGCCUGAAUCCAGAGUCUCAGUUUACUCAAAAUGUCAUCAUGAAGGCUCUUGAAAAAAGGAGCCAGCCAGUUUCUUGACUUGAUUCUCAAUGAAUCCAGAUCAGUUACAUUGUUGUGCCACUGAAGAACACCCUUAAAUCAGCACCUUCAGCACCAACACCCAUCAGAUUACUGUAUUUAUACAAUUCCUAUAUAGUUUGAAGUUUAAUGAAAUUAACUUCAGAAAUCAUGUUGAAAACAUUUCGUAAAAUAAUUUCCUAAAUUAUUUGUCUAACAAUGGCUUGUAAAAAGCAUUUCCUUUUAUAAAUAAUUAUUUCAUUUUCCCAGUAUUCUUAAAACCAUUGAA
Xyrauchen texanus (razorback sucker) is the source of this 600-nucleotide messenger RNA. RefSeq names its product C-X-C motif chemokine 11-6-like. Gene Ontology annotation, biological process: cellular response to lipopolysaccharide; inflammatory response; chemokine-mediated signaling pathway. Gene Ontology annotation, cellular component: extracellular region. The record is from RefSeq and is a predicted model, not a curated record. The coding region runs from base 39 to 332 and encodes 97 amino acids. NCBI's taxonomy places the organism in Eukaryota, Metazoa, Chordata, Actinopteri, Cypriniformes, Catostomidae. The transcript is spliced from 4 exons. Gene Ontology annotation, molecular function: CXCR chemokine receptor binding; chemokine activity.